GCCGCCGCCGCCAUCUUGCGGUCCCGCGGGGGCGCCUCCUGGGCGUCCGGUCCCGCCCGCGCCGCGGUCCGCCUGGGCCCGCGUCCUUGGCCCCAGAGGCCGACGGCGUGCUUCGGCGGGGCGUGGGCGGCUGGGCACCCGAGGGCGUGCGCUCUGGGCUGCGGCGGGGAGUGGGCUCUGGAGGUGGCGCAAGCUGCGUCUGUCGCCCGCUCCCGGCUGUCAGCGGCGCGGGGAGGCUAGGGCACGGCGCGGGACCCCUUGGGAGUGAGAGCCGCCCCCCGACCCCUGCCCCGGCCCGGGGAGAGCUCGCUGCAGCCGGCCCUCGGGUUCCGCGGAGGGCGUCGCUUGUCACCUUUCCGCCAGGUUUAGAACUCGGCCGUCAGGUGUAGGACGCGCCGGGGAGGUGGAGAGUCCUUGGAGGUGCCUGGCGAGGGCUGCCCGGUGCUGUUGGCACGGACCCAGGUACGUGUUUAUGUAAAGGUGAUGGAUGAGUAUUUAUACGACCAGAACAAUACUACACUGUAUGAAAAUGGUGUAAAAGAAGUAAAAGACAUGGUCCCUUCCGGUUGGUAACUUUUUCAUACUGUAAUUUUAGGCUCCCAGAAUGGGAAUACUGGUUUAUAAAAAAUGAUUACAUGACCAUAUUAAGUGGAUUUUGGAGAGUUUUCAUGAUACAUUCUGAAACUGUUGAUUGUAUAGUAUGGAUAAACUGAUUGUAUAAUAUGAUUGUAUAAUAUGUUUGUAUAAUUGUAUAAUAUGAUUGUAUAAUAUGGACAGUGAGGCAAUUUCAGUAAUUAAAGCCCUUAGAGGCUUAAAUAAAAUAGUGCAGUCUUGCUUUUCCAUUAAUCUCAGGAUCCAUACUUUUAUGAUGUUAGUGAAAUCUUAUGAAGAGAUAUGUUUUAGUGCUUCAAUGACUAAGUUUUUAAAAAUAGAACUAAGACUCAUUUUUUUUCCCAGAAAGUAUUACUCUAUUUGUACAAAAAUAUUUAUACAAAAAUAUUUCUUCAGUACCUACUACACCAGGCAUUGUGUUAGUUGCUGGGGAUACAGCAGCUAACGAAACAAAGACCUAUUCAUGGAGCUUACAUCAAGUCUGAUAUUUAAAUGUGUUUGAAAAAAACAUACAGUAAGGGUAAAUUCAAGUGACAUCAUUUAAAAAAUUUGUAAUAAGAAUGUUUUAGGGCUUUCUUGGAUGUAAAAAUGUAAAAUAUUUUUUGAGUGCUUGAUACUUAUUUCAGGAAGUGUUCAGUGUUGACCUGUGUGACCAAGAGAAAUACAAUAUCAAUUUAAAAAUCUUUUUCAUAUAUUGCUAAUUUGACUGCACUUUCAUGCUUUAUUGUGGCAGAAGUCUACCUGGAAUACUUAUGAAUUAGAAAAUAAAUACCGUUUGGUUAUACGUACAAAAUUUAUGAGAGUUCAGGCCCUAGAGUCAGACCUGGUUUGACUUCCCACUUUCAUUGCUUUGAGUUAUAUGACCUUGGACUACUGUUUACCUUCUAAGUUGAAUCAUUUGUAAACUUGGUAUAUUAAAAUGUAAUGAAAGUAUCUACUUCAUGGACUUGUGAGGGUUAAAUAACAUAGUUCAUACAAAGUUAUUGAUACAUGAGUGCCCAAUAAACGCUAGCUGUUCCGUUAGUAGAUAUUCUGUGUACUAUAUAGUAUUAAUAUAUGUUUUGUAUAUAUGAUUACCUUAACAUGAUGCCACAGAUACUCAGCAGCAUAACCCUUGUGUAACUGGGAAACAGUUUAAUCAGUGAUACAACUUAAUUAGCUAAAACCUGUUAGAAACAUUGAAGGUAGUCAUCACCUGCAUUGCUGUGGCUACAUUGUUUGUGUAUUUGAGCAGAGCACCCAGCCUUCCUCAUUAGUCUGCACUGCAUAGCUAAGAAUUUACAAAGACCUUGUCAAGAACUGUGAAGGGACUGAAAAUUUAGCCUGCUGCAGUUUUGUAGAUGUUGGUAGAAGACAUGAGAUUUCCUGAGUUAGACAGUGGACAUCAUUGUUCAUGGCACUGCAAGUGGAAUGGGCUUUAUAUUUGUGUUGUUUUCCUUGCCCUCCUCAAGUUCCAUGGAGGUGACAGAGGUGUUCGGGUAGAUGCUACUCACAUAGUGAGUUUGCAUCAUAACUAGAAACCCUGAGCUUAGAGAACCGGAAUCUUUCAUAGUGGGCUGCACAGAAACCUACCUGACCUUUGUUCCAGUAGAAGACCUUAUCUUGAUUAUAUUGGUCAGUGAACAAACCUGCCCCUCUCCUCAGAAGGGAGGUGUUGUCUUCUAAGACAGUUCACUAUUUAAUACAUUCUUGAAAAGAUAGCCUGGGUAAAAACCCCCAGGACUACUUCUUGCAAGAUGUGCAGAAAUGCUAGAGGCCCAUGGAGAAUUGUCUCCUAAACACACCUCUGAGUAACUAGCCUAAAUGGGGGUCACAGAGUUCAUAAAUUAAUGUUCAUGUGCAUUGUCUGUUUAUUCUUAAGUUACAUUUUAGAAGUGUUUUCUGUUUUCUGAAAUGCUCUGUGUGAUAUACUACUGCUUAUCCCAUAUUAAAAUUUUAUUCUCUUAACAGAAAACAAAUACUAAAGUUGAUAUGCAUACUGAGAUGUUCAGGAGUGACUAUAUUGGUGUCUUCAGCUUAGUUUGAUGUGCAUCAAAAAUUAAGUGGAUGUCUGGACAGGGCAGAUAGAUAUGCUGCAAAGUAAAUACAGCAAAAUGUUCAUCGUAGAAUGCCCCUUCACAGAUGUAGUCACUACAAAUCUUAAAUUGCGAAAUCCAUCGGAUAGAAAAGUGUGUUUCAAAGUGAAGACUACAGCACCUCGCCGGUACUGUGUGAGGCCCAACAGUGGAAUUAUUGACCCAGGGUCAACUGUGACUGUUUCAGUAAUGCUACAGCCCUUUGACUAUGAUCCGAAUGAAAAGAGUAAACACAAGUUUAUGGUACAGACAAUUUUUGCUCCACCAAACACUUCAGAUAUGGAAGCUGUGUGGAAAGAGGCAAAACCUGAUGAAUUAAUGGAUUCCAAAUUGAGAUGCGUAUUUGAAAUGCCCAAUGAAAAUGAUAAAUUGGGUAUAACUCCACCAGGGAAUGCUCCGACUGUCACUUCAAUGAGCAGCAUCAACAACACAGUUGCAACACCUGCCAGUUAUCACACGAAGGAUGACCCCAGGGGACUCAGUGUGUUGAAACAGGAGAAACAGAAGAAUGAUAUGGAACCUAGCAAAGCUGUUCCACUGAAUGCAUCUAAGCAAGAUGGACCUAUGCCAAAACCACACAGUGUUUCACUUAAUGAUACCGAAACAAGGAAACUAAUGGAAGAGUGUAAAAGACUUCAGGGAGAAAUGAUGAAGCUAUCAGAAGAAAAUCGGCACCUGAGAGAUGAAGGUUUAAGGCUCAGAAAGGUAGCACAUUCGGAUAAACCUGGAUCAACCUCAACUGCAUCCUUCAGAGAUAAUGUCACCAGUCCUCUUCCUUCACUUCUUGUUGUAAUUGCAGCCAUUUUCAUUGGAUUCUUUCUAGGGAAAUUCAUCUUGUAGAGUGAAGCAUGCAGAGUGCUGUUUCUUUUUUUUUUUUUCUCUUGACCAGAAAAAGAUUUGUUUACCUACCAUUUCAUUGGUAGUAUGGCCCACGGUGACCAUUUUUUUGUGUGUACAGCGUCAUAUAGGCUUUGCCUUUAAUGAUCUCUUACGGUUAGAAAACACAAUAAAAACAAACUGUUCGGCUACUGGACAGGUUGUAUAUUACCAGAUCAUCACUAGCAGAUGUCAGUUGCACAUUGAGUCCUUUAUGAAAUUCAUAAAUAAAGAAUUGUUCUUUCUUUGUGGUUUUAAUAAGAGUUCAAGAAUUGUUCAGAGUCUUGUAAAUGUUAUUUUAAUAAUCCCUUUAAAUUUUAUCUGUUGCUGUUACCUCUUGAAAUAUGAUUUAUUUAGAUUGCUAAUCCCACUCAUUCAGGAAAUGCCAAGAGGUAUUCCUUGGGGAAAUGGUGCCUCUUACAGUGUAAAUUUUUCCUCCUUUACCUUUGCUAAUAUCAUGGCAGAAUUUUUCUUAUCCCUUGUGAGGCAGUUGUUGACUGAGUUUUUCAUCCUUACAAUCCUGUCCCAUGGUAUUUAACAUAAAAAAAAAUAAAACUGUUAACAGAUUCUUGCUCGAUAGCUUGUUUGUGUCUGUCGUGUUAUUAGAGGGAACUCCACUAUAUAUGGUCACUUGAAAUUAUGAUGCAAAGGUUUCUCUUGCAUUGAAACCCUCUUGGAUAUUACAGUAUUUUUAAUUGAAAGUCCUAAUUCUGUUAAGGAAAGGAGUUGAUUAAAUUUUAAGGUACCACUGGUAUUUUGGGAGAUUAUAAUCAGUUUGUUUUCAAGAUAAUAGAAAAUAAGGUCCAUGAGAAUAGAAGUUAUGUGAUUUCAGUGAGUUGAUGUGUACAGCAUGGCUGUGCUCCAUCUGAUUUACCCCAUUCUUAAGUUCUGAGAGUAUGUUCUCAAGGAAGAUUUAACUCUCUUUGGUUUUAAAUUACUUUUUAACCAGCCUAAUAAAUAAGUCUUACUACUUUUCAUAAUAUUUCAUAAUAGUUAAAAGUAGGUGUUUUUUUCGUGCUCAAUUUGGCACUCAAAAUAAUGUUCAUUAUGGAAGUUUGGUAAUACUGAGCAAGCCUGUGGAAUUUUCUUUAUGAAAAAUGAUUUUAGCCUUUGCAAAUGUUAACCAUGUGAAACACAUUUUCAGUAUAAGUAUGCGUUACAGGGUUUGAUACUUUCCUGCACUUAGGUUUGUCCUAUUCUUCAUUUAUUCAUACUAGGAUAGAAAAUUUUGGAAUCAGAAAAUAGAUCCAGUGUUUAGCUACAUACAAUCUAGUACAAGUGAAUUUUUAUUCUUAAACAUAGGUGUGUUGGCUCUUUUUUUAAAAGAUGCGCUCUACCUGAAAAGGAAAUUGGAUUUUAGAACUGGAUGUGGUGCAGUGAAGUAUUUUAGGCCCAGGUCUGUGUACACAUUUUAUAGAAGAAUGAAGUACUCUGAAGUAUUUUGGUUGCCUUUUCAUUUCAACUGUGUUUUGAAUUUGUCAGAUCACACAUAUAUUGUGUUAUUGGGCGCUGUGGUAUCUUUUAUAAAACCUCUUGCUUGUGUGCAAAAGUUCCUAAAAGGAAACACAAGUAAUGCCUAUCCAUUACUAGCAUGCUAUGCUGCAUGCUUUACUGCCAUUGCUGUAUGCUUUACUGUCUUUGUAAAAAUCCCCCUCUCCCCUUUUCUGGUAACUGGAAAAGCAUGCUAAAAAUAGUCUUAUAUUUUCACCCCAUAAAUGCAGAAUCAGUAAUUCCUUGGCUUAAAGCUCUUAUAUAAUCAAUAUUAUUGGUGGUAAAUACCAAGUUUGGUAUCUCAUAGCUAUCUUUUUUUAAAGAAAUUAAGUUCUUGAAAAUUUAGCCAAAUCCCGUUUUAUGGGAAUGCUCUUUAGAAUUCAUUUUGUUCAGCCCCUUUGUUCUAUGGUUGAGAAAUCUGAGGCCUUACGAAGGUUAAGAGAACUUUCCCCGUGUCUCACAGGUAGGUAGAGGCAGAGCUGGAACUAGAUAUCUGGUCUGUUGACUCUAGCUCAGUGUCUUCUGGUAACUGUUGAAAAUUGUCUUAGUUUGAGAGAUGGCUGAAAUAAUGAACAUAAAAUGCUAUUUAUAAUAACAAGUAUAUGUGAAAUUUCUUAUUGUAAGACUACUACCGGCUUACUGUUGAAUAGUUUGGUUAUAGUGUUUAGGCUAGAAAUGCCUCCCACAUUGGUAAUAAACAUUACAAAAUACAAUGUAUUUUUAGGUAGGCAUUUUAUAAAAUGCAUUAUGCCAUGGUUGCUUUUGAGAUAGAUUGUAGUCUGGGUAGCAUCUUUAAAAUGUAUGUGGGCUUAACUGUUGUUCAUAUCAGGAGAUGCUCUGAUUGUAUAGGUGAGACUCUGUUUCUGUUAUUUUUAAUUGCUGUAUGAAAUGUGAUCAGAUUAUUUUACUACCAACAGUUAUAGUUUGAAAGUCCAACUGUAUUAAUUGACUGAUAAUAUGAUAAUAUAGAGAUUAAAUUGUUUGUCUUCAUUCCUUAUAUGUUUAGAAGUUUUUGCUUUGUCUGCCUGCUUACUUGUAUAUGUAAGCAUGAGGGAAAUACACUGUUGCUAAUACUGAAAUUACAAUCAAGUAACUAAGGCCUUGAGUUCAUAUGUGACACUGAAUGCACUAGCUUCCUUCGUUCUAUAACUAAUGUACCUUAACUUCCCCCAUUCUUAUAUUUACAAGAAGCUAAGUCAUUAUGUUCUGAGUGUGUGGUAUGUUCCCUUAAAAAAAAAUGACACUUGGAAGAAAAAUGUAUGAAAUUCAGAAAUUCCGAUCAAAGAAAAGUAAUUCUUUCUUUUUUUUUUUGAGACAGAGUCUUGCUUUGUUGCCCAGGCUGGAGGGCAGUGGUGUGAUCUCACCUCACUGCAGCUUCCGCCUCCUGGGUUCAAGUGAUUCUCAUGGCUCAGCCGCCUGAGUAGCUGGGAUUACAGGUGUGAGCCAACAAGCCCGGCUAAUUUUUGUAUUUUUAGUAGAGACAAGGUUUCACCAUGUUGGUCAGGCUGGGCUCAAACUCCUGAAUCCGCCUGCCUCGGCCUCCCAAAGUGCUGGGAUUACAGGUGUGAGCUGCCGCACCCAGCCAAGAAAAAUAAUACUCUUAAAUACUUAGAUGUUCACCUAAAGUUGAUAUUAUUUGGUAUGGGAAUUACUUUUGAACUGUAAUCUUUCAGAUUACACCACUUUGAAAACAAGUUUUAACAGUAGGGUAAAAAUAUAGUUUUUGAGGGUAUUCCCAACUUGUGAUCUUCUACCACUUUAGAGACAUUCAAGUAAUAGUUUUCUUAGAGCUUUGCACAUUCCUAUUCACUGAGAUUUUAAAAAUUUCACCUUUAUUCGAGGGAAGGAUCAAUGCUUAUUACCAUUUGGAAAAACGAAGAUCAGAAGGUAAAUGAUCUUUAUUUUCUAGCUUUAAAGGGAAAUUAAACCAUUCAUGAAUAAACUUUAAAAAUGUGAAGUGUCCUUUUCCUUUUCACAAUACAAAAAAAAUUUCAACAGAUUGUGUGGUUUGUGCAUUUAUAUCCUGUUAAGCAUUAAUAGCUAAUCACUGGGACUUGAAUUCUGAUGGCAGAUAGUCUCUUGCUUAGUGAGAUGGAGUUAACUAUUUUUUAGUAGGAAGUGAGAACAGCUGAUUUUCAUGCCACGUUUCAUAGCCCCACUUUUGGUAGACUACCACCACGCUUCUUCGCGUAAGCAGUGGCAUCUUGGGAAUGAAUGCCCAGCCGCUCGUGGGUUGGUGCAAAGAAGUAUAAACAUAUAUCACUAAGGAAAAAGAAAGUUUGUCUUGCCCUUCUGACACAGUGUGUGCACUUCAGGCAAUUUUUGGAAAAUAUAAAAAAUUCCAAAUUCUGCCUUUCAGCAGCAUCAAUUGCUAGGAACAUUUCAUUCAUUUCCCUGUAAUAUUAAUGUUCUUUAAGCAUAAUCACUAAUUAUAAGUUGUAUCCUAUUUUUUUCCAGCUUAAUUUCUGUGGUUUAUUGAAAACCAAGUAUAAAUGUGACUAAAAGCAUUUUGCUUUGUUUUUAUAGUUAACUUUCUUAAGGUUAUGGACAUUUUAUAAUGUAACAUUUGAUUGGCCUGGCCUCUUGACAAUUCCCUUCUAGUUAUGCAUAUCCUCCUGUUGCCACAUUUCUUGUUUUAAAACUCAGUUUCUUGUUUUCCAGUUGUUGCUAUGUAUAACACCCAUCUUGAAAGAGAGUAUAUAGGAAGUUAUUCAGAUAACUUUUGUAGUAGUGAUAUUCAACUAUAGCAGUACCUUAACUCAUGAUGAGCUUAGGAACAUAAAAGAUAAUUGUUGCUUGAAUAGCACCCCCAGAGAUACUGACCUAAUUGGUCUGGGGUGGAGAUCUGGCAUGGUAGUUUUUUUCAAGCUCCAAUCAUCGGCCAGACAGUUGCUUUAUGUAGGUUUUUAAAUGCCAAAGGCAGAUAUGAAGUAGAUUUAAUUAAGACUUGACUUCAGCAAUACAGGGGAACUUAAAAUACUUAUUUUUCUUUAAACUGCAGGAGUCACUGUUAGGUAUUGCUUAAAAAAAAUUGCAUAAAAGCUUUGCUUGUCAAGUUAGGAUUGCUGGAAUACCACUAAAGAUUUUUGACUUGUGAAUAAAUGAGCUGUCAUCGCAAAAAGGCGAUUUGAGAAAUGUGGGCUUCAGUAUUAAUUGCCAUUUUGCUGACACCCAGUGUACCUACCUACCUGAGAAAUUUAUUUUGUCCAUCAUGUAUUUCUCAAAGCAAAAGGUGGUUUUCAAGUAUAAUGUCGUUUUCAACAUGCUUAUUACUUAGUUUUACGUCAGCUCAUUUCAUCAUCAUUGAUAACUUGUGAAAUACUUAUCUCCAUCCUAUGGAAUAGGGGAGACGGGUUUAGACAGGUUCAAUUAGCUCAAGUCUACACAGCUGAAGUAGCAGAGAAAGUGGGAUCUAGAUGGUCUGAUCCUAGUGAUCUACCAUAUGAAGGACAUAGUUUGUGUCCUGGUCCAAGUCAAAUAUUGACUCCUCACAAACAGUAAGUAUGGCAAUUUUGUGAUGCCUUUGAUUCCACUUUACAUGGAGUACUAUUAUUUGUGAAAUGUCUUUAAGAUUUUUGGUCUUAAAUUUUUGAAGACUGCUUUCCCCCUUUAUCUCCCAGAAAAUUGAGAAGAAGUAAACUCCUGCCCACUAACAAUCUCAGUCCGUGAACAAAACCAACAUGAACAUUCCUAAACAAGAGUGUGUGUUACUCUAAGAAGAAGGCUAUAGAAUUUAUGGAAAUGGCUUAUGUAACCUACAAGACUGGAGAACAGAAUGUGACUGGCCUUUUCUAAUGGUCCUUUAAGAUUUAAUGAUUAAAGCAAGAGUUUUUUAUAAUUGACUUUGUGGUCUAAAUUCUUGAUACUGUUUAUAAUUCUACAAAGAACAAAAAUUGUUAUGUACUAUAGGCACUUAAGAACCCUGAGGAAAAAUAAUACAAUGUGUGUGUGUGAGAGAGAGAGUGAGUUACUGACAUUGUUCCAAAAAAAAAAAAAAAAAAAAAAAAAAUGUGGAGGGUUGAAAUGGUAAGGAAUUGGAAUCUUUUGUAUUUUCGAGCAAUAAGAAUUCCUAUUCUUGUUUCAAAUAGAGGUUUGUUAGGAAUUACAGUUGUGGGGAGCAAACUUUCUUUUUUGUGCUGUUUUAAUUCAAAAUGUAUAUCCUUAAUUGUAUAUAAUAUGUAGAUAAAUAUAUGAGGGUAUUAAGCUACUUUGAAUUAAAUUUAAGGAUAUAUUUCACAUGAAAACAAAUACAAACGAGAAUCAAAAUAAAGUUUUGCAAAGUA
Molecule: messenger RNA, 9337 nt
Organism: Homo sapiens (human)
Lineage: Eukaryota; Metazoa; Chordata; Mammalia; Primates; Hominidae
Gene: VAPA
Product: VAMP associated protein A
Exons: 8
Coding region: 2682-3527 (281 amino acids)
Biological process (GO): cholesterol transport; COPII-coated vesicle budding; host-mediated suppression of viral genome replication
Cellular component (GO): microtubule cytoskeleton; bicellular tight junction; endoplasmic reticulum membrane
Molecular function (GO): FFAT motif binding; microtubule binding
Source: RefSeq, a predicted model, not a curated record